GCGCCCCACGACCGGCCACCGCCAGCGGCGGAGCCAUGCUAGCUGUCAACAGCGCUGCGCUCCGGUGAGAGAAGCCCGAGGAAAGUGCUCCACUCUCAGCUCCACCAUGGUGUCCGUCGAGCACGCAGCGCGCCGAGUCCUCGCCUACGUCCCCUACCUCCUUGUGUUGAUCGAUAUGCGCUAUGAAGGGGUCCAGUGUGGACGGGAGGCCAGCGUGGACCAUCACAUGGAGAUGGGGAAGAAGCUGCUGGCGGCUGGACAGCUGGCCGACGCGCUCUCCCACUUCCACGCUGUUGUGGAUGGCGACCCCAAGAACUACCUGGCCUACUACCGGAGAGCGACGGUGUUUCUGGCCAUGGGGAAGUCCAAGUCGGCUCUGCCGGACCUGAGCAAAGUCAUCGAACUCAAGCCAGACUUUACCUCCGCUCGACUGCAGCGAGGAAACCUGCUGCUGAAGCAGGGCCGGCUGGACGAAGCUGAGAGCGACUUCAAGACAGUGCUCAAGUCCAACCCCAGCAACAAGGAGCAGAAAGAAGCCCAGGCGCAGCUGACGAAGGCGGAUGAAAUCCAGAGGGAGGUGGCCAGCGCCAGCGCCAGCUUCCAGCAGCACGACUACCUGACAGCUGCGGCACAUCUGGACGCCAUCAUCGAGACGUGCGUUUGGGACGUGGCCUCGCGUGAGAUGCGAGCCGAGUGCUUCAUUCAGAUGGGAGAGACGGGGAAGGCCAUCAGCGACCUGAAGGCCACCUCCAAGCUGAAGAGUGACAACACGCCGGCUUUCUACAAGCUCAGCACCAUCUAUUACAGCCUCGGAGACCACGAGAUGUCCCUCAACGAGGUGCGCGAGUGUCUGAAGCUGGACCCCGACCACAAGCAGUGCUACAGCCACUACAAGCAGGUGAAGAAGCUCAACAAGCAGAUCCAGUCGGCAGAGACCCUCAUCCAGGAGCAGAGGUUCGGGGAGGCGGUGAGCAAGUACGAGGCGGUGAUGAAGACGGAGCCCAACGUCCUUCAGUUCUCGCUGCUCGCCAAGGAGCGCAUCUGCCACGCCCUCGCUCAGAACCAGGAGGCCAGCCGGGCCAUCGACGUGUGCAGCCAGGUCCUCCAGCACCAGCCGGAGAACGUCAACGCGCUGAAAGACCGAGCCGAGGCCUACGUGCAGGACGAGCAGUACGACGAAGCCAUCCGGGACUACGAGGCCGCGGGCAAACACAGCGAGAACGACCGUCAGAUUAAAGAAGGACUGGAGCGAGCGCAGCGGCUGCUCAAGCAGUCCAAGAAGAGAGACUACUACAAGAUCCUGGGCGUCAAGAGGACGGCCCAGAAGAAAGAGAUCAUCAAAGCGUACAGGAAACUGGCUCAACAGUGGCAUCCGGACAACUUCCAGGACGCCGAGGAGAAGAAGCAGGCCGAGAAGAAGUUCAUCGACAUCGCUCAGGCCAAGGAGGUUCUGACCGACCCAGACAUGAGAAGCAAGUUCGAUCAGGGAGAAGACCCGAUGGACCCGGAGAGCCAGCAGGGUCACCACCAUCACCACCACUUCCACGAAAGCCAUCACUUCCAGGGCUUCAACCCGUUCGGGUCGGGACCGUUCAACUUCAAGUUCAACUUCAACUGAACCUUUCCUGAGCCAGCGGGACACAAACUGGGGCCUGGUUUCUCUGGAGACGCCUCUGUUGCCGGGACGACAGGCGGCGGACGCUCCUUCAUCGAGACGCACGGCGUCUUAUUUUUAUAUGAAUGGAACGUGGCCCUCAUGUAAAUAAAGAGCUAUUUAUGUACCGGCUGGACUCGCUUCAGGACGAACGACACCAGAGUUUGGUACAAAACACUUUAUUGGCUCGUGGCGUACGAGCGUGAGCGUGAGACAGAGACGACCAGCAGCGACGCCUUGCUCAGACCUGAGACAGCAACACUGCAUCGUAGCGUAAACAGGUGGGAAUAAAUUAAGACACGUGACCCCAGGAGCAGGACGGCUCGGCCAAGCCCCGCCCCUUCCUGGAAGUUUCAGGCGCCAGACGGAGCCAACCACGAUCGGACGGCCGCAGGGUAUCACUUCCCACUGGUCGCAGCUCUUCUUCUGACUAGCGGCCUCGAUGAGCCGCGACUGACGCACGCCUCUGCGUUUGAGCCGCGACCUGGCAACAAAAACGGCAUGUACACGCUUCACCCGCUGACCGGCCAUGUUGGCAACAUCACUCCAGGCUUCAUGAUGAGGCGACUAACAUCCAGCUGAAGCUUCAGAUCGCUUCCAGUUGCUGAGUCAGCAAAGAUAAGAACACAUGCAGAGACAUAUACGUUUCUUUCACCACAUAACGUCAACACAUUGGGACUUAAAAAAUAUGUU
This is a messenger RNA of Synchiropus splendidus (mandarinfish), 2347 nucleotides long. RefSeq names its product DnaJ (Hsp40) homolog, subfamily C, member 3a (gene dnajc3a). Gene Ontology annotation, cellular component: endoplasmic reticulum. The coding region runs from base 107 to 1618 and encodes 503 amino acids. The transcript is spliced from 12 exons. Gene Ontology annotation, molecular function: misfolded protein binding; protein-folding chaperone binding. Lineage: Eukaryota; Metazoa; Chordata; Actinopteri; Syngnathiformes; Callionymidae. The record is from RefSeq and is a predicted model, not a curated record. Gene Ontology annotation, biological process: protein folding in endoplasmic reticulum.